Rosa rugosa (rugosa rose) is the source of this 2556-nucleotide messenger RNA. Its product is annotated as UPF0481 protein At3g47200-like. The record is from RefSeq and is a predicted model, not a curated record. Lineage: Eukaryota; Viridiplantae; Streptophyta; Magnoliopsida; Rosales; Rosaceae. The coding region runs from base 1027 to 2382 and encodes 451 amino acids. The transcript has 2 exons.
AAAAAGCCACUCUUUUUUCUUUUUCAGUUUUCUUUUCUGGUGUGAAAAGAUAACCAACUUGUUCUUGCAUGAUCAUCGUACUGCAAAUAGGUGAAGUGUCUGAGAUACCCACAUAUUUGACAAAAACUUGAGGAAAUGUGGAUGGAAAUAUCACAACGAUGCGUUUAAGAGUGUAUACAACCGUUGCUGAAGUUCAGGCUCCUCUCACCGGCACAAUAACUGUCAGUUGAGAUAUGCUUUUUUUUUUAUUGAAAGGAGAUAUGCUUUUUUUCUUUUGGUUGGAAAUGAGAUUAAAAAAAAAAAAAAGAUUUGGAGGAGAAAGUAGAAGAGGAGCACUACAAAUUGGCUCCCCUCUUAUUGGACAUGGACUCCAGUAGUGUUUGUGGGAUAUCUUAGGCACUACCAUCGGGCGUUGUCUGCAAACCACCAAGAAUAAUCAAGGUCAUAUCUAGCCCCAAAGACGGUCUGUCAAGGAGAGGUUAAUUUGAACUAGUCAAGUAGUCAACCCACAUAGGACACAGAAGAUGAAACUGUGAACGAAGUUGUUACCCAAGGGCAUUUAAGGGAGACGAGAAAGGCGUGUGCUUUAUUGGAGAAGGUUCCAAACUGAGAAAGUCUUCUCGGUCAUCUUUCAUCUCUACAAAAUAUCAAGAUUCCCUUUGAAGUCCUCGCUUGGUUGAUGUGGUGGAACUCCGGGAUCAUCUAAAGUCCUCGCUUCUCCGAGCUUUUGAUGAAGAAGGCAACAAUCCAGAUAUUUGUUAGGGAAGACUUUCGUCUUAGCUGUAAGCCUCCUCAUCCAAGAUUUCAAAUGAGCCCUACUGUAUUGGUGGCUUGGUGCUAGCUGUGCAGCCUACUCCCUAUCAUCACCAUUCUUUUCUUGCAAUUAAGUCGUUUCUGCAAUUCUACUUCCACUUGUCUAUGGACAAUCCCUGCAAACCAUCUACCUGAGCUUUCCCAGUAAUCUAGCUAGCUCUCAAAGGCAACAACUCACUUCGGUAUCUUUCUACUAGGGCAGGUACAUUUACAAUGUCUGGAUUUUCUCAACAUAAACAAAGGAGAAUGGAAGUAACUCAAGUAAGCAAUCAAGCUACUCCAAAUAAAAAAGGAAACCCGUACAUUUCGUUAGAAGCUUCAAUGGGUGAGGAGCUAUAUAAUGUGUCUCGUGUAUCCCCAAUGCGUUGUAUCUAUCGAGUUCCUUACCGACUGAGACAUGUACAUGAAAAUGCCUAUACACCCAAAUUAGUUUCUAUAGGGGCAUUUCAUCAUGGUAACGCAGCCUUAAAACCCAUGGAAGAACACAAAAUGAGGUACCUGAAAGCUUUUUUAGAUCGGAGCACACUGAACUUGUCGGGUUAUGUACUAAAAAUAAAGGCUCAAGAAGAAAGAAUGCGCAGUUGUUACAUUGAGACUAUUGAGCUUGAUAGUGAUGAAUUUGCUAGAAUCGUUCUUGUGGAUGCCACAUUCAUCAUUGAAGUCUUACUAAGGUCCUAUUAUGGUCAUUUGGUAGAUGAAGAUGAUUGCAUUUUCCGAAGACCAAGAUUAAUAGUGGAUCUAUUGCCUGACAUGUUGUUACUGGAAAAUCAAUUGCCUUUCUUUAUUCUUGAGGAUCUUUGCCCAGACUUUAUCGAUUUAAGCUCCGGUGGAACUUUCGAGAGGCUUUCAAUGGUCUUUCUCUCUCUCCAACUCUUACAUAAAAUGAGAGUAUCGGGUAUAGAAGGAACUGCGCAGGAAAAUGUGGUCAAUAUACGUUCUCAACAAGUAAAAGUAAAACAUCUUCUUGAUCUGUUGAGAACGUUAUUGAUACUACCAAUUUCGAAAUCACAAAUUAGAGGGACUUUUCAACAUUUUCCUAGCACGACAAAGCUACACCAAGCAGGAGUGAAGUUUAAAGUUGGACCAAGCAAAAACUUGUUCAGCAUACGAUUCACUGAUGGGAUUUUGGAAAUUCCAAAGUUAACUAUUACGGAUAACACAGAGCUCAUAAUGAGAAAUGUUGUUGCCUACGAGCAAUGUGAAUAUCCCUUCGAACUUCACAUAAGUGCUUAUGUUGUCAUCCUUGAUUAUUUUGUAGAUACUGCAAAAGAUGUGGAAUUACUUGUCGAUUAUGGUAUUAUUAAAAAUUGUCUAUGUGACAACAAGGAGGUUUCUCGUUUGAUCAACAGUCUCAGCAGUGGAGUUGCACUGUAUCAUGGUGAAUUUUAUUUCUCUACCAUUUCUCAAAAACUGAGCGAGUAUUGCGAUGUGAGGUGGCAUAAAAGCAUAGCAAAUUUGAGGCAAAAUUAUUUCAACACACCUUGGCGUACCAUCUCUGUGGUUGCAGCUAGUACUUUCCUUGUACUCACUUUUGUUCAAACUGUGUGCUCUGUUAUCUCAGUUGCUUAAAUGUAAUGCAUUGAUGAGAGAUUUUAUUGAACUGAAUAAUAGGAGACUGGAAACGAAAGGUUCCUUCUGGAAUCAAAGACUCGGGUUUCCUUGGUGCAAAUUAUUGUAAUAAAUUUGUUGAAGCAUGCUUAAAUUGUAGGUGAGAUAGUGUUCAUUGAAAUAAGGUUUCGCAAG